AUGGAGAUGCAGAAGGUCUUCCCCAUUGCGCGGUCCGACUUUCAGGUGAUGGAGCAACAGUGCCAGGGUCGAGAGCACGCCGACAUCGUUGGCGUGGUCACGCAGUUGGACUUGCCACCAACCAGCAAGCCCAAGGCGAAUCUCUGGCUGAAAGACUUAUCCGGCAAGGAAAUGCUGGUGAACGUGUGGGGCAGACGGCACGUGGAUCUGCUGACGAAUGUGCAACCAGGUCAGGUCAUCCAACUUGACAAUUGCGGCCUCAUCAAGCGAGAAGACUCCUCCCUGGAAGGAACGGCUGAACAUUUCCUUGACAAUGACAAGCACGGCUUUUCUGCGCUGCACGUGGACCCACCUGGCUUGCGGGCAGACAAGCUUCGCGAACUCGGCACAGACCAGGGCGACCGCAUUUCCAAGCCGUGGUGCCCGUUUUUGACUGGCGGCGGCAGGUUGACUUCCCUUGUGUUGUCGCAUGAAAAAGUCGAAGUGGCGAUGCGCAGCAUUUGGCUGGUCAACGUGCUUGGAGAUCCGGUCUACACCCCGUGUAGACACUGUCAGACCAAGAUUGAUGACGUCAGCGGCAAGUGGUACUGCUGCCGCUUGUGUGACUUCAACUGCCAGAACCUCACAGACCUUAAGGAGCACAUUGUGAGCAGUCAUUGCGUGCGUUCUCUGGAUGUAGAGCGAGCUUUCGUGGAGUACCGCAAGAAAAUCCUGGCAAUGGUGCCUGAGAUGAGCCGCCAGCGUACAAUCGCAGCCAACUUCGAUGAACAGCUGCGCUGCCCUCCUGGAAUGCACGCUGGCCGAGCGGAAGGGGGUUGUGUGGUUUGCGCCCGUCGCUUCUGGGUUAACGAGCUGUACCCCAUGGUCCUGUUUCAGCCACCGGACGCAGACAUGUCUUCAAUCGAGGUGCCCUCCGGUGCCGAGACAGUGUUGCCGAGUCAGCAGGCUCGUCUGUGCCGAGUGCUGGGCAUCGAUCGGUACGCCGAGCGCUGGCCACAGAUACCUCUUUCCGAACUUCAGGCAUCCGCUGUCCAGCACCCUUACAUGGAGGGACAGUAUCUGUUGCUGCAUCGACGGCGCAUGCCAGCAUCACCCUCGGACCCUUGUACGGUUUGCCGAGAGUGUCGCAGCAGUUUGAAAUGCUCCGUUCUCAUGCUUCCAAGGCACGCGCUGGCUAACGAUCUGUGGAUCGGACGCUCUCUGCCCGAGCUGAGCAACCUGUCGCCUGGAACAAAGCGGUUACUGCCCCUUGUGCGGGUCUGCAUGCAGGUGACGGUCUUGCAGCCACUGUCGCUACCGCGCGAUGAGAGGCAGAAGGGAUACAUCGGCAACACGAUUUUCCUUCCACAGGCCGGCCCUGGAGCUAUUCAGGCGACUUUGCCUCCCAAAGACCAGGACAUGGCCGAGAACAUAUUGUUCGUUCUGGUCGGGCAGAAGAAACAGGAGCUGAGGUCCAGCAAUGUCUUGCAAGCUCCCAGAGACGAGUACGUUGCAGCUGUGGAGAAACUUCGGACGACCUCGCCUUACUACCGUUCGGUUACGUUGCCAGCUGAGGGUGGCAAGGUUGGUGAUGACUGCAGAGUGUACUAUGCCAAGAGCAAGAAGUACUCUUUGGAGUGGUUACGUAAACCCUGA
This is a messenger RNA of Symbiodinium natans, 1635 nucleotides long. The record is from the annotation of a GenBank genome assembly. Lineage: Eukaryota; Dinophyceae; Suessiales; Symbiodiniaceae.